Molecule: messenger RNA, 1439 nt
Organism: Physella acuta
Lineage: Eukaryota; Metazoa; Mollusca; Gastropoda; Physidae
Source: RefSeq, a predicted model, not a curated record
GGAAGAAAAUCACUGAGUCAAAAUUGAAAGUGGGUCAUGUCUAUCUUACGGCUAUCACACACUUGUGAAGAGAAUGCGUUAAAGAUUAAUUAACACAUCCUUAAAUUAGUCAUACUUCAACGCUAUGUGAGAUUAUAAUUUUUAAGGCUAUUUGUUUAUGGAUUACGACAAAAACGGGAAGUAAAUAUUUUUUUCGUAUGUAAAAUAUCUCCUUAAAGAUGAACUUCACGUCGAAAUCAGACGGCUAUACGUCUUUGUCGUGCACUGCCGGGGGUUUCCCAGCAUCCCUGUCGCUAAGAGAAUCAGGAAACGAUAAGUAUUUAGCCCGAGUAAUCAAUGGCAAAAACAAGGAAGUUAUUUCAUGGAUCUAUUUUUUCAAUGAUGUAGACUGUAAUAAAAAAAGAACAUAUGAGUGUGUACAAGUAGAUAAUACAGGCGAAACAUCUUCAAAAUACAUCGACGUUACACAUGAAAACUGCAAAGAUAUGAGCUAUGCGUGGAUUAUUGCUGUUGCUAUAGAGGCGCUGAUUGUUAUCACAUUCCUGAUACUGGUCUGUGUUGUACUGAUAAAGCGAGCAUUACAUCUCAGAAGCAUUCGGAAUAGAGUAGUGAUCCACGAAAAAGUGACUUCAAGGGAUACAACUAGCAGUCAAAACAGGCCAAGUUUGAUCAUAAAAGGUUUUAGAAACAUAAACCAAAAGGGACCAAACCCGGUAGCACAAAGUAGUCGAGCCGCGCCAACUAAUCGCAAAAUCGCAGACAAACGUCCGGCGGAGUGUAAUCGAUUACUGCAAUCAGACGACGAUAAUCUUCCAACAAGGCCGGUAAUAAAAAAUACAGUGAAGUCUAAUGUUAUUUUAAGCGGGGCAUCAGGAGUACCUCCCCCUGAUUACUCAUCUAGUCAACCAUUGCUAGCAGAGACCAGAAAUGAACACUUUGGUGUGCAUUACAAGAAUAUUUCAGAAAACGUAUACAACGAAAUCGGCAGCGAAGACACGUCCAUGCGACAUGGACAGGCUUUCGCUGAACCAACAGCAAACCACAAUGGAAGAACUGAUGAUCUAGAAGACGAUAAUGUAGACGAAAACCUGUACAACGAAAUUGGUAGCGAAGAUGCAUCAAUCCGACAGAUACACGCUUUCACUGAAGCAACGGCAAACCACAGUGGAAGAACUGAGGACCUACAAGAUGAUAAUGCAGAGAAGAGUGUGUACAAUAAUGUCGGUAGCGAAGACGCAUCAAUGCCACAGAGACAGGCCGUCAAUGAAGCAACAGCAAAUCACGGUGGAAUAACCGAUGAUGUACAAGAUGAGAAUGUGUACAAUGAAAUCGGCGAGGAGGAGAGGACGUCUUUAGAAAUUCGGAACUCGCGAAUCAGACAGGUACAUUUCGAUGAGAACUACAUUACACCUGUGGAUCUUGAGGGGAAACUUCUGUAA